Messenger RNA from Nymphaea colorata (pocket water lily), 2679 nucleotides. RefSeq names its product probable protein phosphatase 2C 12. NCBI's taxonomy places the organism in Eukaryota, Viridiplantae, Streptophyta, Magnoliopsida, Nymphaeales, Nymphaeaceae. The coding region runs from base 606 to 1889 and encodes 427 amino acids. Gene Ontology annotation, molecular function: protein serine/threonine phosphatase activity. Gene Ontology annotation, biological process: protein dephosphorylation. The transcript has 10 exons. The record is from RefSeq and is a predicted model, not a curated record.
UAUGCUAUUUUUCCCCGAGGGGGCGACGGUCCUUAAACGGACCCGAAAUCCGCGCUAAAUUCCCAGUCUUUCCUCUUCUUCCUCCUCCGCCCCUCCUCCCUCUUCUGCUGCUUCUUCUUCUUCUUCUUCUUCUUCUUCCAAAUCGAUUCCUUUCCCUUUUUUUUUUUCUUCUCUGUCAGAGGCUUUUUUGUGUUUGACAUGUCACUGGCAAAGGAGGGAAGCUUUCCCUUCACGCGUUUCCCCGGUCACGCCUUUCCGCCAAACAGCGAUCCAGGUUUCCCGGAUCUCUCGAUCCCUUCAAAUCUCGGAUCCCUCCGCCCUCUGUCGCGCCAACCAUUUCUUUCCCUAGGGCACCUCGGAUUUCCAUGAAGAUACUUUCCGCGGAAUUCCCGCCCUCUCCGGAUCGGUUUCAGUUGUUGAUCGAUUGCUGCGACGUAAGGGGAAUUUUCGCAAUUGCCCAGCGGGAACAUAUUGUUCAGGGCCAGACGGGCUUUGCGAGCUGGAUAUGGAUGGUAAUUAUGGCAAUGGUGAGCAAUUCAUAAGAAUUUUAAGUAGAAGAUCGUGAGUAUAUUGGCAACUAGAGGGUUCUGUUUUGAGGGUAAGCGAUGAGCACUAAGGGUGAUCAUAUGGUCCCUUUGGCUGUGCUGCUAAAGCGCGAAGUGACGAGCGAGAAAACUGAGAAGCCAGACAUCUCUCAUGGUCAGGCGAGCCAGAGCAAGAAGGGGGAAGACUUCACCCUGUUGAAGACUGAAUGCCAGCGGAUUCCUGGAGAUGGGGUCUCGACGUUCGCGGUUUUUGCGCUUUUUGAUGGUCAUAAUGGGUCAGCAGCAGCAAUAUACUCAAAGGAGAACCUCUUAAACAAUAUUUUAUGUGCCAUUCCUUCAGAUCUUAGUAGGGAUGAGUGGUUAGCAGCACUACCAAGGGCUUUGGUUGCUGGGUUUGUUAAAACUGAUAAAGAUUUUCAGGAGAAGGCACAAACUUCAGGUACAACAGUAACUUUUGUAAUCGUGGAUGGAUGGGUGGUAACUGUGGCCUCUGUAGGUGAUUCUCGCUGUUUUCUUGAAUCAGCAGAAGGUGUAAUUUAUUCUUUGUCAGCUGACCAUCGACUAGAAGCUAAUGAAGAAGAGAGAGAACGGAUAACAGCUAGUGGAGGUGAAGUUGGUAGGCUUAACACAGUUGGUGGUGGGGAGAUUGGACCUCUAAGAUGCUGGCCAGGUGGUCUAUGUCUCUCGAGAUCUAUUGGGGAUAUGGAUGUUGGCGAAUUUAUUGUUCCUAUCCCAUUUGUCAAGCAAAUCAAGUUAUCUACUGCUGGUGGCCGUCUAGUUAUCUCAAGUGACGGUGUAUGGGAUGCCUUGACUUCUGAAAAGGCUUUGAGUUGUUGCCGUGGGUUACUGGCAGAAGAUUCAGCCAAGCAAAUAGUAGAGGAAGCUGUCAAGGUUAAAGGACUUCGAGACGAUACCACAUGUAUAGUCGUAGAUAUAUCGCCCCCAGAAAAGCCACCUGCUUUGCCACCACCCAAGAAGCAAGGAAAAGGAGUCUUCAAAUCUAUGUUCAAGAAGAAGUCUAGUGAAUCAUCAUCGCAUUCAGAUAAAGAAUACUGUGAGCCUGAUGUUGUCGAAGAAAUAUACGAGGAAGGAUCUGCAAAACUUGCUGAAAGGCUAGAAACAGAGUAUCCCCUGCGCAACAUGUUCAAGUUAUUUGUAUGCGCAGUUUGUCAGGUAGAUAUGAAGCCUGGUGAAGGCAUUUCUGUACAUUCUGGUUCCUCACAUGGUGGAAGGGUACGGCCUUGGGAAGGUCCUUUCCUCUGUCCCAGUUGCCUUAUGAAGAAAGAUGCCAUGGAAGGGAAAAGGCCUUUGGGAGGUACGCACCACAUGUUUGAUUUGUGCUAAUAUAACUACUUGGGCUCUUUUAUGUGAAAAGUGAACUCUACUGCAGCUUCUAGAAAUGCUUUGUCUUGAGUGAGAUGUUCAGAAGAAGAUUGAUUUGUAGCUGCCUAUUGGGAAAUUUCAACUUGUCAUUGCUUAAUUGCAAUGUUCCACCUUCAGUGCUUGCUUGAUCUUGAAGAUUUGGUAGGUGAAAUUCAAUAUUCGGAUAUGCUUAUGGCUGAAGGCUAUUUGUUCAGAUUCAGCAUUCAACUACUAUAGGAUCUACAUUCUCACAGUGAUGGUGACGCUGCUUUGCUUCACUAUUCGAAGUCUGGCUGAAAGCUGGAUUGAGUUGGGAGGGAGGUUAUUAAGCACCACAAUUGUUCAAAUUAGAGAUUCUCAGAAAGCUCCCUGUUGCUGUAUCUCUGCGCUGCAAGAACACAAUCAGUUCCUUGUACUGGCAAAAGGGAGCUUUCCAUGUAUUAUGUUAGGUUUAUGAGCUGAAAUUUUUUCUCCUUAAAUUCUUUCUGUGAAAAUGAAAAAUGCUUGUCUAUUUCCUUGUUCAGUUGCCUGAACGCAAUUGGAUGCAACGCAUAUGCAUGCAUUGGCAUCAGACUCAUUCCACCACUGGAAGCAUAUGUUCUGACGUAUUUAGUGUCUGUCGAGAUAAGCUUGUCCAGCUCAUAAGCUAUUGGGAAAUGCAUGACUGUAGGUUGAAAUAUGUUGUAUCUCACUGAUGUAAAUGAAGAACAUUACUGAUGCAAGAAGUUCCAACUAUUAGAAUCAAAGUGCCGAUGUUGAUGAGCUUUCAUUA